This is a messenger RNA of Lycium barbarum (goji berry), 2120 nucleotides long. Its product is annotated as calcium-dependent protein kinase 13-like. The record is from RefSeq and is a predicted model, not a curated record. The transcript has 8 exons. Gene Ontology annotation, biological process: intracellular signal transduction; peptidyl-serine phosphorylation; protein autophosphorylation. Gene Ontology annotation, cellular component: cytoplasm; nucleus. Bases 281 to 1873 code for a protein of 530 amino acids. Gene Ontology annotation, molecular function: ATP binding; calcium ion binding; calcium-dependent protein serine/threonine kinase activity. NCBI's taxonomy places the organism in Eukaryota, Viridiplantae, Streptophyta, Magnoliopsida, Solanales, Solanaceae.
AGUAGAGAAGGGCUUUGCUAUAAUUUCCAAAUAUUUUUAAAAACCCGAAAAAAGCUUUUCACAUUACAAAAGCAUCUUAACGUUAUCAUUGCACUCCCAGUCCCUCAUUUUUCUUCUUUAUUCCAUCUCCGGCAAGCUCAGCUCAGCACAGCUGAGUUCACUCCAUUUCUUUCCACUGCAAUUUCACUCCUCAAACUUCUAUUAUUUCACACUUCCGAAAUCACAAUGCUAAACCAUAGCUAAAACAAAAAAAAGUGUGCAAGUAUUAGGGUUUUAAGCAAUGGGUAACUGUUGCAGAUCUCCAGCAUCUGUUGCUAGAGAAGAUGUAAAGUCUUCCAACAACGAUAAUCAUCAUCACAUCCGUAAAAAAGACAAGUUUACCCCUAAGCAGCAAAAACAGAUUCUCACAGUGUUAACUGAUGUUCAAAAGGAGAAUAUUGAGGAGAGGUAUUUGAUAGAUAGAGAGUUAGGUAGGGGUGAAUUCGGGAUAACAUAUCUAUGUAUAGAUCGUAGUAAUAGAGAAUUAUUGGCUUGUAAGUCGAUAUCGAAAAGGAAGUUAAGAACAGCUGUUGAUGUGGAAGAUGUAAGGAGAGAAGUUGCUAUUAUGAAGCAUUUGCCACAAAAUUCAAGUAUUGUCAGUUUUAGGGAAGCGUGUGAGGAUGAAAAUGCAGUUCAUUUGGUGAUGGAAUUGUGUGAAGGCGGUGAGCUGUUCGAUAGGAUUGUUGCGAGGGGGCAUUAUACUGAAAGAGCUGCUGUUGCUGUUACACGGACGAUUAUGGAGGUUGUGCAGCUUUGUCAUAAGCAUGGAGUGAUUCAUAGAGAUUUGAAGCCUGAGAACUUUUUGUUCGCUAAUAAGAAGGAAAAUUCACCUCUCAAAGCAAUUGAUUUUGGCUUGUCAAUCUUCUUCAAGCCAGGUGAGAAGUUCUCCGAAAUAGUUGGAAGUCCCUAUUACAUGGCUCCUGAGGUGCUCAAACGAAACUAUGGACCAGAAAUAGAUAUAUGGAGUGCAGGAGUCAUUCUAUAUAUUCUGUUAUGUGGGGUUCCUCCCUUUUGGGCCGAAUCUGAACAAGGUGUUGCCCAAGCGAUUUUACGUGGGGCAAUAGAUUUCAAGCGGGAACCCUGGCCAAGUAUUUCAGAAGGUGCUAAAAAUCUUGUCAGGCAAAUGUUAGAGCCAGAUCCAAAGCUUCGACUAACUGCAAAGCAAGUACUUGAGCACCCUUGGAUUCAAAAUGCUAAGAAGGCUCCAAAUGUUCCCCUUGGAGAUGUUGUUAAGUCAAGACUUAAGCAGUUUUCGUUGAUGAAUAGGUUUAAGAGGAAAGCUCUGAGGGUGAUUGCUGAUUUCUUGUCUAAUGAAGAAGUUGGAGACCUAAAAGAAAUGUUUAACAAGAUAGACACUGACAAUGAUGGCAUUGUUUCAGUCGAAGAACUUAAAGCAGGACUUCAAAAGAACUCCCAGCUGGCAGAAUCUGAAGUACAGAUGCUUAUUGAAGCUAUUGAUACUAAUGGCAAAGGGACCCUGGAUUAUGGGGAAUUUAUAGCCGUUUCACUCCAUCUUCAAAGGAUGGCUCAUGAUGAACAUCUGCACAAAGCUUUCUCCUACUUUGAUAAGGAUGGAAAUGGUUACAUUGAGCCGGAUGAGCUUCGGGAUGCCUUGAUGGAGGAUGGAGCGGAUGACUGCACCAAUGUGGCGAAUGACAUUUUCCAGGAGGUUGAUACGGACAAGGAUGGGCGUAUCAGCUUUGAAGAAUUUGCAGCCAUGAUGAAAACUGGAACAGACUGGAGAAAGGCUUCGCGACAUUAUUCAAGAGGGAGAUUCAAUAGUCUAAGUGUGAAGCUAAUGAAGGAUGGUUCACUUAACUUGGGGAAUGAGUAAGGUUUACAUUAUUGUUUCAUUUAUCAAAUUCAAGCUUUGUAUCAAUGUGUCUUUGAUCUCUUGCCAUUGUUUUAUGGGGUUACCAUGAGAUUGUUGGCUUGCCAGUAUUCGAAAGUGGCGACUUCAUCUGGGUAACCUGUAUAACCAUUUGAAACACAGAAUGUAUCCUAUCCUCUUACUGUUAGUUUUUUCCUGUUCCGGAAAAAAAAAAAGGUACAAUGCAGCAUAAUUUUUGUACAAAAAGUUU